GCAACACUAAAAAAAUCGAUUGCGGCAGUCGGGUGGGGCAUCACUAUUCACCGGUGCGUCUUCGGGUAUCGAGAAGAAUGGUUGAAUUGAAUCUUAACUUCAUUUUCAUUCGAAUUUGACACCAAUCGGCGGCAGCCGCAUUUUGAAAUGCUUACAUUUGUUAAAAGUGCUAUUUGUUGAAGUUCAACUGUAUUUUAAGUUUUACAAUUGUGAUUCAAGAUGGGGUCCGAUUGUUACAAGGUGGAUGUGGUUCACUAUGUGAAUCCACAUUUGAUUUGGGUGAUAACUCGAAAACAAGGGGAGGGAUCCCAGUUUUCCUUCGAACAAAUCGGGUUGUAUGGUGUUUUGCCGCAAAAUGUGACUAUAGACAUGGAUUGUGUGUUGAAAACUGAAGUCAGUGAGGACUGGCUGCCGGCGGCCGUGGUCGCGAUGACCAAGUCUUUCCAUGACGCCGACGAAGUCUGGUUCUCCCCUACCUUCAUUGAUAAAAAAUCGUCCAUCUUCGACGACAACACACACAAAUUCGGUGACAUAUGCAUCAUCAGAAAAGAUGGCAGUACCGCCAAUUUAGCCGCCGAAAUAGUCCAGUCUGGCUUUGCUUAUAUCAACGAGAAUAUAUUUCAUCAGAAGCUCGUUACUAGCACCCUGAAAACCAAACUUGGUUACGUUGCCGAGCACGAUGUCUUAAAGAAACUCAAAGAAGGUUACUUGACCAGAGGUAUACCUGAGAAAAUAUGGUUGCUAGUUCUGCAACGGCAAACAUUAGUUUUCGAAGAAGCUCAACAAUUAGAGGAGUCUAUACGGAACCGAAAAAUGGUUCUUCACGGUAAUGAAAAUCUUGAAACCGUUUUAAGGAACAAGAUGAACGAUUUGAAGCUCUGCAAAGAUGUCGAUGAGGUUUCUGCUGGUAGAGCCAAUACUAUAAGGCGUUUCAGACCUACCGCUGAGGCUACCAAAGAUAACCAACCCAGUGUCAAUUGGAAAAACAAGUUUGAGUGGCUAGCGCAGAAAGCAAGAGAAAAUAGGAAACGCAGCAGCGAACCUGAUUGCAAUAUGACUUUCUCCAGUGACGAAACAAACGUAAACUAUGAAGAAAGGAAACCUUAUCGCAAUACUCGGAAUGCGAAUAAUCGGAAUUUUAGGAACAAUAACGACAAUUAUCGUGAUAACAGGAAUGAUCGUUUCAGUAAUUCCGAAGUCUCCCAAUCUUCUUCUAGCAGCGGUGUCCGUGAUUUCCAACGUAACUCUUUUAACGAUCACGAUGACCAAGGUGAUCAAAACAACCAGAGAUAUCAUCUUAACAAUCCGAGUAACUACAAUGUCACCCAGACUAACUAUGGGAACACCAGAAAUAACUAUCGUGGUAACCAGAAUAACGAUGGCAGCAACCAAAAUUACAAUCGUUAUAACAGAAAUCCUGCUCGAAAACCCCCGAGGGGUCCUGACCAAGAAGCCAGGAACAUAGCGUACGGUCCCGCUGGACUGUCCCAUACCAAGUUCAUGAUUAAACCUCGUUCAGAAGACAUAGAAGAAAGAAGAAGGACUGCAGAAGAAGCGAAUAUAUGGCCAAACACAACUCCAGAGGUAAAUUCUGAAAUAUCUAACUCAGAAACUGUAAUGCGAUGUGCCCAAAAUGAUAAUGCUAUAGCUCAACCACAGACUUCUACACAGACAAACAGACAGAAAAAUAAAGCUUUAAAACUAUUAUUACACCGUAAACGCUUACUUCUGGCACAACAAAGGAAAGCUAAUCCGGUUAUUUCUAAGUUGGAUAGUGACGAUGAUUUUGAUGAUGGUAUGUCGGUUUUAGACCAGGAAUUACGUGAGACUUAUAAAAAAACCGAUGAAAAUCCAGUAGAAAACGUUGAAGUUGUAGGUAGACGCGAACAAGAAACGAAUGUUAAUCCGUACAGAAAUUUGGACGGUACCAUUUCCGUGUUCGUAGAUAAGUUGACCACUCCAGUUCUUAUGGUGCAUACUAAGAAAGGUAAUCGGGUGCAGCCAAUCACUAACUUGAGAGAUAUACCGUUCGGUAACGAUAUACAUUGGGCGCUUCGUGAUAUGUCUAUUACAAGACCUAUGAAGACGCAGACGGUCUCAUGGAUGUCCAUAUUACGCGGCCAUAGCUUCUUUGUCGUGAGCCCCCAUAAAAGUGGUACCACCAUGGGGUAUCUACCAGCCGUCUGCCGUCUGACCAGUGAUUAUAAAGAAUCUAAAGACAAAUGUCAAUUAAGGUGCAUUAUCGUCUGUUCUACCUCUCGUUCUUUGGACCAUGUCUUUCUCAUGUGUAAAAUUCUCGUUCGUAACGUAACAAUCUUUGCGUGCCACGCUGGUGUCUCCGAUUUGUUCAUUACGACGUCUCUUUUAAACGGUUGUGAUAUUCUCGUGUGCACCCCUUCCAUGCUUGUCCGACUUAUGCAAAAAGACUUGUGUCUUGAUCUCCACUAUAUCUCCACUUUUGUGAUUGACGAUUGUGAGUAUAUUUCGAGAUUCUAUACGAAAGAGAUUAAGUACUGCGUGAUGAAGGUACUAGAUAUCGUUAGGAAGCGGCCAAAUAAAGAAUGGAAGUGCCAAUUUGUAGCUGUGUCGCGUAUUUGGUGCGAUGUCAUGGCAUCUCUUGCCAAGAAAGCCCCUGACUCCAUAGUCUGCAUCUCUGCUUUUGAAGAGUGUGUGCUUUACUCCAAAGCCGCUACUACAGUCGAGUUCCUCGCUGAAGAGAAAAAGGUAGCGUCUGUCAUAAAAUUCUUACAAGAUAUUGAUAAAUCUAAAAAGACUGUUAUUGUAUGUAAGUCUGAUAAUGAAGUAAAAACAAUUGCGGAUACUUUGAUCAAUCUAAAAUAUGUAGUAUUCUCGUGUGAUAGUACGAUGACAGUAGAGGAUCUGUAUGCCUUGGAUAAGGCGCUUAAAGAGUACCAAGAGCCAGUUCUAGGUCCAAUUUUAGUCUGCUGUGACGGAAAUUUGGCUCAUUUGAACGUGUCUGACGCUCAUUAUUUAAUACAGUAUUCUUUGCCCAAGUUAUUUUCCAUGUUCUGCAAUAGAUUCGCAGUGUUAAACGAUAAUUAUUCGUCUAUUUUCAAUGAUAAAGAAAGUAGUGUGAAAAUUAAAAUAUUGCUUGAUAACAGUAAUAUUGAGGCUCUGCCAAAAAUAAUGCAUUUUGUCAAGAGAUGCGUGCGUGAAGUUCCACCGCAUUUGAACGAAAUAACCUCGAAAGUUGUAAAAGAGAAGAAUUUAUUGUUAGCCCAAGGUUUAGUGCCGAUUUGCAAAAUGCUUUUGACAUUGGGAGAGUGUGGAAAUUAUUGGAAUUGUAACGAUAGACAUCUUAUGUUCGAAGAGUACGAUACACCGAAAGAAUGGCUGCCCAAAGAUGGUGUUAUUAAUUUUAAAGUUAUAAAUUAUCACUCAGCUGCUCACUACUCCGCUAGGCUCCUAUCGUACGUAACUAGAGAUAAACAAACCAUAUCAUUCCCCCAGAAUUAUAGCUUACUUUCCCUUAAAAUGGGGAUGUACUAUAGCAAGGAGUCUAAUAAAAGACUUCACGGACUUUUAAAAACAGGAGAUAUUUGUGCGGUUACACUGAAGCAAAACCUAUUCGUUCGCUGCCAAGUAAUUAAAGUUAUGAACUCUAAAGGAAGUAAUGUAUUGAUUAAACUGAUAGACGAAGAAAUAUACCAAUAUGUUUCUGAUACGUCGUUGUACCAUUUACCCGAGGAAUUGAAAAAGAUUGAGACUCACAUUGUUAAUGUUGCUCUGGCUAACAUAAGACCUGAAGAUAAAGAUGUUACUUAUUCACAAUUAGCUGAAAAGCAUGUUAGAAAGUUUAUUGAAGAAAAUGAAGACGUGUUUGUGAGAGGUCAAAUAGCUAUGGUUAUAGGAAAUACUGUUUUAGUAGAAAACUUGGAAGUCUGUCAAAAUCUGUCUUCGUUAAACGAAGUGGUUGUGAAACAUAAUCUGCGCCAAGAACUGUUAGAUGGGCACGCCGUACCCAGUCCUGAUCAUAUAAAUAACUUGAAGAACAUAUGUGAUUUUGCUGUCAUUAGUGGCGAUAACAAAACAGGUGUUAAGGUUUCAAAACCAGCUAAACCCCUGCCAAAAGGCCGAUGGGCUCAUUUAGAAGACGACGUAUUCUCAUUAGUGAUGUUUUUGAGCGCCGAAGAUCCUAAUCAAUUCUUUGUCAGACAUACAAAAUUCGAGAAAUGUCUCACUACACUCAUAAAUGAUAUCAAAUUGUAUGUAGCUGAGCAUCCUGAACCUAUAAAAGAGCUUGAUAAAGGAGAUAUAGUCCUUGCUGAGCACCCAGAUGAUACUACAUUUGAGAGGGCUAGAGUAGAGGGUAGCGUUACUAAUGGAAAAGUUAAAUGCUUCUUUGUUGACCUAGCGGAAUGGUGGGAGGUUCCUGUAAAGAAAAUUCUACCUAUCACUGAGAAAUUUAUCAAUCAAUUGCCAUUCCAAGCGAUUGAAUGUAGGUUGGUUGGUGUCAAACCAUUCGGUGACAACUGGACAGAUUUCACGACAAAUUUCUUCACAAACUCAUGCUUCGAUGAGAAUGAUAAACAUAAAAUGUUAUACACGAAGUACUUUAAAAAGGAAACGCCUACAGUAACGGAAGGCCACAAAUAUGGCGUCGUUCUAAUCGAUUCAUAUUCCGAGGAGGACAUAAUAAUAAAUCAAAUGUUGAUUGAAAAGAAUUUGGCAGAAGAAAAUGAUGAGAUAGAACUUUUAGAUGAUGUAGGAUUCGAGAAGGAAGUGGAAGCCCCUUCUGCUUCGGACGACGAUGAACCUAAACCAGCGAUUAGUGAUAUCGAUAGAUCUAUAUUCUUAAGUAACACAGGCCAACGGCCGUCUCCUAAUAACAUUGUACGGUAUGUACCGGUCAUGGAUUCUGAUGAUGAGGCUUAUGAAGACUUUGACUUCGUGUCUGAGGAUCCUGAGGCUCUGUUACCCGCACCACUGUCUCAAAUAGUCAGUAUAAAAGAGUUGCCCGAUGCGGAGUGGUCUGAACAAGAUGUUGCUUCACCUCUGACGUAUGUUAUGCCAGAGGGGACAAAGGAAGAGGAACUAGGUGACGAUGAUGAGGCUGACGAUGAAGUGGUUGAUGAUUAUGCGGUUGAGGAUGAUGAGGAUGACGAUGAUAUGUUUGACGAUGAUUUGGUUGAAGAUAAUGUGGUUGAUGAUGAUGUGGUUGAGGAUAACGUGAUUGAAGAUGGUGUUAAUGUAAAAACCGAAAAUGAGGACACAGAGAGUAAUGCUACGGGCUCAGAAAACAAUGCAGUCACCACAAAAGCUAUUGUUGAAGAAGUUACAACUGACACUGUGGAUAAAGUAAAUAAUACAGAGAAUGAAAAAACAAAAAAUACAGAGGACGAAAAAACAAAAAAUACAGAGGACGAAAAAACAAAUAAUACAGAGGACGAAAAAACUGAAAAUACAGAGGAUGAAAAAAGAAUACAGUGGAUGUAGCAAAACCUACAGUUGAAGAAGUAAAAAAAACCGCAGAAGUGAUAUCAAAACCUACAGUGGAAGAAGUAAAAAAAACCGCAGAAGUCAUUUGUAAACCUAAAGUUUUAUGGUCACAAACACCAACAACUGUUACUCUGAAAAUACAA
Spodoptera frugiperda (fall armyworm) is the source of this 5603-nucleotide messenger RNA. RefSeq names its product putative ATP-dependent RNA helicase TDRD12 (gene TDRD12). Gene Ontology annotation, molecular function: ATP binding; nucleic acid binding. Gene Ontology annotation, biological process: germ-line stem cell division; transposable element silencing. The coding region runs from base 220 to 5457 and encodes 1745 amino acids. The transcript has 3 exons. NCBI's taxonomy places the organism in Eukaryota, Metazoa, Arthropoda, Insecta, Lepidoptera, Noctuidae. The record is from RefSeq and is a predicted model, not a curated record.